CUUGACGCUGCUCUGAGGUGAAAGGCACGCCGGGAUACCUGUCAUGGCGGGAUGUUUUGAAGUGGAAGCUAACAUUAGGAAUUUAAUUAGCAGUGAAGAUGCAGAGAUCAGUGUCCAGUUUGUCUCUGAAUCCCAGCGUGAAAGUUAAACUGGUCGGCGCUGGUUUCCAGUUCACCGCAGACCUGCUGCACCUGAAACCGCUUCAACUCAGCAAAGAGGCCAGUCUGUCCCAGCAGGAGGCGCUGGAGGUGCUGCAGGCUGUGAGGAGAGACGGAGGAGGAGGUGAUGAAGCAGCAGAAGGAGAAGUUUCAGCCUCUCUCACAGCUCUGGAGCUCCUACAGAAGGAGGAGGAGUUGAGGAGCAUCGUGACGUUCUCCUCUCAGCUGGACGCUGCUCUCGGAGGAGGACUUCCUGUCGGGAAAACUACAGAAAUCUGUGGAGCUCCAGGAGUCGGAAAAACACAACUGUGCCUGCAGCUGGCGGUGGACGUUCAGGUCCCUCAGUGUUUCGGGGGGGUCGGAGGUCAGGUGGUCUACAUCGACACUGAGGGCAGCUUCCUGCUUCAGAGAGUCGUCGACAUCGCCGCCGCCGCCGUACGACACUGCUCCUUAUUGGUCGAAGAUGACGAGCAACGGGUCGCCAUGGUGACCUUCACCGUGGAAACCAUCCUGUCCAACAUGUUCCUGGUACGUUGCCAUGACUAUGUGGAGCUGCUGGCCGAGCUACACCUGCUGCCUGACUUCCUGUCUGACCACCCGAGGGUCCGCCUUCUGGUGAUUGACAGCGUGGCGUUUCCGUUCCGGCAGCACUUUAACGAGCUGUCGCAGAGGACACGCCUUCUUAACGGCCUCGCCCAGCAGCUCAUCGCCAUGGCAACCAGCCACGACAUCGCUGUGGUGAUGACCAACCAAAUGACCACCCGGCUGCGAGGCGGCCAAUCACAGCUAGUCCCCGCCCUCGGGGAGACCUGGGGCCACGCCCCCACCAUCAGGCUCCUCCUACACUGGGCGGGGACACGGCGACUGGCGGACAUCUUUAAAUCUCCAGGUCAAAUGGAGUCCACUGUCCAAUACCAGAUCACGGCUGAGGGAUUCAGAGACGCCGACCAAUCAGAGCAGCCACAGAGCAAACGGCCCCGAACACACACCGACCACUCAGCUGCCAGCCAGGGAGACAUCUGCUGCUGAUUGGUCAGAGACUGUCAGCCAAUCAGAGGCUGAGCUGAGUGUGUUUUGUUUGUUUUAUUUUCAGUUAAGUUUAAAUCAAAAAGUUUAAAAUGUGUUGACAGUUUCUCACAGAUCCAGUUCUAAUAUUAUAGUUUAUAUUACGUUAAUAAAGUUAAGUUUGUGUCCAGCAGGUGGAGACAGAACAGCUGGUUUCACUGUAGAUCAUUUAAAGGCUAACUUCUCAGUCAGUCAACUGUUUAGAGUUAAUGAAUAAUCUGUAUAGUCAGUUUAUUAAACCAUCAGUUGAUUCAGACUGUAGUUGUAAAUGGACUGCAUUUAUAUAGCGCUUUUCUAGUCUACCGACCCAUUCACACACUGAUGGCACCUGCCAUGCAAGGUUAUCAACAUAUCAACAAAAGUCACGGAAGCCGUUAGAGCCGCUACAUGUGUCUCUGAGGAGACGUCAGAAUAAAGGUGGAGGAGUUUCCGAACAUCCGCUGACUCAAAGCUCAACAGACGGACGAGUGAGAUCUGGACCUUUUAAUGAAGUUUAGCUGUUAUCUGACAAACAACGUUCUUUGAGGAAAAAAGGUUGCUGAUGGAAAUGUUGCACUUCACUUAUUUACAUGUUCUUUAAGAUUUAUGAAUAUAAACAAAGUUUGGUGAAGUGAUAAAAAAUGAAUAUGUAAAAUAAAUGUGAAUUUAAAUAUU
Molecule: messenger RNA, 1877 nt
Organism: Siniperca chuatsi (mandarin fish)
Lineage: Eukaryota; Metazoa; Chordata; Actinopteri; Centrarchiformes; Sinipercidae
Gene: rad51c
Product: RAD51 paralog C
Exons: 4
Coding region: 99-1187 (362 amino acids)
Biological process (GO): reciprocal meiotic recombination; meiotic DNA recombinase assembly; DNA repair
Cellular component (GO): Rad51C-XRCC3 complex; Rad51B-Rad51C-Rad51D-XRCC2 complex; replication fork
Molecular function (GO): ATP hydrolysis activity; ATP-dependent DNA damage sensor activity; four-way junction DNA binding
Source: RefSeq, a predicted model, not a curated record